CAUAACCGUUUCCGGGACAGGAUCCAUCUGGCCUGCCGCUUCAACCGUUUGGCGCCCUCCCAGUUCCUUUCCUUUCUUGCCUCUUUGCUUUCACCUCGUAAUCUCCAAACAAUCAUCCUCUCCUUGAACCCCCCAACGUUUUCUCCACCCCUUUGUUUUAAUUCCGCCAUUACUCUUGUUAAAGACCAAAUCAUGCGUUGAAGAAAUCACUUCAAGAAAUUUUGUGGGUUUUGAAGAAUAUCAGAUCUUUAAGCAUCACCUCUCUUGAUAUUCUUAUUCCGUUUUUAUGGCUAAGUUGGAUUUUGUUAUCCUCGAAAUCGAGAAUAUAUCCGAGGGAAUAAAGAGUAGAAGGCUAAGCAUUAUUGUGGGUGGAGAGAAAUGUUUCCUAUAUCCACAGCUUAGGUGAGAAGUACAGGGUUAGCUUGAAAAGAACAGACCAAUCUACUCGAGGAUGGCGACCAUGCAUUCAACUAUAGUGUUUAUUAUGGUGGAGAUGUUGGUGAUGAUGCUCGCGGUUCAUGCAGGGGAUACAAAUCCUGAAUUUGAUCCCUGCUCAGAUGCAAAAGUUCAAAGAUCGGACGGUUUUUCAUUUGGUCUUGCAUUUUCCUCAAAAGAUUCUUUCUUUUUCAAUCAAACACAGCUUUCACCCUGUGAUCAGCGUUUGUCACUUUCAGCUAAGAGUGCUCAGUUAGCCAUUUUUAGGCCUAAGGUUGAUGAGAUGUCUCUCCUCACCAUCAAUAGCAGCACUUUCGAUCCAAGAAAUUCCGGUGGUUAUAUGGUUGCAUUUGCCGGAAGACGCUAUGCAGCCCGUUCCAUCCCUGUUUUUGUUGCAGAUAGUGCUCAGACCGUCACCAGUUUUACCCUGGUUCUUGAAUUCCAGAAGGGCACUCUGCAAAAUCUAUUUUGGAAGAAGUACGGAUGCGACGCCUGCUCUGGGGAUUCUUUUGUUUGCAUGAACAAUACGGAUUGUGCAAUCCGGAAUUCCAAGUGCAAGGGCAACGGCGGAUCUCUUGACUGCAACAUAGGCAUCCAGUUGGCCUUUUCGGGCACAGACAAGAAUGACGAUGUUCUCAAUUCUUGGUACGAGGUGUCCAACCUUCGACAAUACUCUCUGUAUGCCCUCUACUCGGAUCUUCGCGAUUCUCUCACCAGCCCUUUUAAAAACCUUUUCUGAAGGCUCUUUGUGUAAUACUUGUAAAAUCAACACUCACACUUGUUUUUUAGCUCCUGAAACUGCGACCUAAAAUGUAGCACAGUAUUUUUAUGAUCGGUUCAGUUGCUAUUAUAUAGGCCAGAUUGCAAUAUGUUAUCACUUGGAGAAACUCAGUUUUGUUA
Molecule: messenger RNA, 1335 nt
Organism: Coffea arabica (coffee)
Lineage: Eukaryota; Viridiplantae; Streptophyta; Magnoliopsida; Gentianales; Rubiaceae
Biological process (GO): protein histidyl modification to diphthamide
Cellular component (GO): cytosol
Molecular function (GO): metal ion binding
Source: RefSeq, a predicted model, not a curated record